This is a messenger RNA of Racocetra persica, 777 nucleotides long. NCBI's taxonomy places the organism in Eukaryota, Fungi, Glomeromycota, Glomeromycetes, Diversisporales, Gigasporaceae. The record is from the annotation of a GenBank genome assembly.
AUGGUAAAAAGUUUUGCUAGACAUAGAGUGUUAAUCGUAGAUGAUGAAGCAGAUCAAGCGUCUUUGAAUACUCAAGCAACCAGAGAAGAAGAAAGUGCAAGUGCGGUUAACGAUGAACUUACUCAAAUUAUGAAAGCCUUAACUAAUCAAAACAUAAGUUUCAAUUAUAUGGGCUUAACUGCAACUCCCGCUGGCAUUUUGUUCUUGGAGAGAGAUGAUCUAUUAGCUCCCGAUUUUUCUCUGCUAUUGAAACCAAGAGAGGGUUAUAUGGGACUUAAAGAGUUUUAUUUACCAGAAAACUAUAGUAGACGAUUCAUUGUAGCAAGCGAGAGCGCUAAAGUUGUUAACAGUAAAACUUCUGAAAAGACUGAGACUCCUCAACAUUGCAUUUAUAUAGGAGGUGAUGUAUUUAAGCGUGGAUAUAGUUUUGACAAUCUUCUUGUCACGUUCCUCACGAGGAGAGCAAAGGGGGCGGAAGAGAAAUUUCUUAGGUCUUUUGAGGAAGGGCAAUUAUCACUUAGUAAAGAAAGAACCGGAAAAGAAAAAGCAAGUUUUGAGGAUUCUCAAGGCAUCAUUUCUGCAACUUUUUUCAAGCAAAAAAAGGUCUAUAAGGACAAAAGUGAAAAAGUGAUCAUAGACAAAGUUUCUAACUUUAACGACGGGAAAAGAAAAGAAGUUGAGGAAAGACUUAAGUCUCUUUUCAAUGUUGAAGUAAAUAUAUUGUUGAUGAGAGCAGAAGAAAAUAUUUUAAGAACUGCAUUGGGAGAAGAUCCAGAG